CAUGUGUAUCGUUGUCGCAUGCACCAUUCAAAAAAUAAUAAUAGAGUUUCAACAAACAGUGCUUAUGCUUCUUUGACCAUCAUGGUUCAAACAUGAUUCUGCAUCUAAACUAAUUUUGGUCUUUUUCAACAUUCAUGUCAACUUGCCUCCAUUAUUUUGCAUUUGUAUAUAUUAAGAUAACAUACUUUUGUAAUCAUCAUCAUCAUCAACAUCUCAGUCUCAAUCUCUAGGCACAUAUAUGAAUUUCAGACUAUUAGCUCCAGCAGAAGAAGAAAAGAUGGGAACUGGUGUUCAUAGCUCUUCAGAAGUGUACACAAGUGACAGUGAAAAGGGUUUUGCUGUGAAUAUCAACCCAUCAACUUCACCAGAGCUUGAUGCUGGAGCAAAAUUUGUUCUGGUAUCUAAAGGAUCAUGGCUGCACUGUGGGUAUCAUUUGACCACAUCUAUUGUGGGUCCUGUGAUUCUUACUCUUCCUUUCUCCUUCACUUUGCUGGGUUGGGUUGGAGGAGUGCUUUGGUUGACUCUUGCAGGCGUUGUCACGUUCUAUUCAUAUAACCUUCUAUCAGUGGUCUUAGAACAUCAUGCGCAGCUCGGGCGUCGCCAGUUUCGAUUCAGGGAUAUGGCUAGAGAUAUUUUAGGACCAAGAUGGGCCAAAUACUAUGUAGGACCACUUCAAUUUGUCAUAUGCUUUGGCACAGUCAUUGGCGGUCCUCUUGUGGGAGGAAAGAGCCUCAAGUUCAUUUACUCACUCUACCACCCAGAUGGAGCAAUGAAGCUUUACCAAUUUAUCAUCAUAUGUGGGGUCAUAACUAUGAUUUUGGCUCAACUUCCAUCCUUUCACUCCCUGAGGCAUGUUAACCUCGUUGGUCUGAUUCUAUCUGUGAUUUAUGCUACAUGUGUCACGGUCGGUUGUAUAUACAUUGGUCACUCAAAAGAUGCACCGCCUAGAGAUUAUUCAGUAAGAGGUUCUGUUGCAGAUCAACUCUUUGGUGUCUUCAAUGGUAUUUCAAUCAUUGCUACCAUAUAUGCUAGUGGGAUCAUUCCAGAAAUACAGGCAACUUUGGCACCUCCUGUGGAGGGAAAAAUGUUUAAAGGACUAUGUCUCUGUUAUUCUGUCAUAGCAGCUACCUAUUUCAGUAUUAGUAUCUCUGGUUAUUGGGCAUUUGGCAAUCUAGCCAAUGGAACAAUUCUUGCUAACUUCAUUGGUGAGACAAAGCUUUUGCUGCCCAAAUGGUUUUUCGUGAUGACUAAUAUGUUCAUACUUGUGCAAGUGAUGGCACUAACUGCGGUUUACUUGCAACCAACAAAUGAACUAUUCGAAGCAACUUUUGGAGAUCCAAAAAUGGGACAAUUUUCCAUGCGCAAUGUUGUGCCAAGGGUGCUCUCUCGGUCAUUAUCGGUGGCCGCAGCCACGCUCAUAGCAGCUAUGUUGCCAUUCUUUGCAGAUUUAAUGGCAUUGUUUGGAGCAUUAGCAUUCGUUCCUCUUGAUUUCAUUUUGCCCAUGGUUUUCUACAAUAUCACUUUCAAGCCCUCAAAACACAGCAUAACCUUUUGGGUGAACACAUUGAUUGCUGUAGCCUCCUCAGUUUUAGUUGUAAUAGGGGGAGUAGCAGCAAUUAGACAAAUAGUUCUUGAUGCCAAAACAUAUAGUUUAUUUUCUGAUGGAUAAAAAUUUAUAGCAAUACAAUGUGAAGCGAUUCAUUACAAUUCUAUUAGUCAUCUCAAAUCAAGCAAUCGGUUUAAUCGCCUAGACAAUGUAUGCCAAAUUUUGUAAAUGUGAAUUUUGGCUAGACAAUUUGGCCUUCCUAUGA
Lotus japonicus is the source of this 1811-nucleotide messenger RNA. RefSeq names its product GABA transporter 1-like. The transcript has 7 exons. Bases 239 to 1669 code for a protein of 476 amino acids. The record is from RefSeq and is a predicted model, not a curated record. Gene Ontology annotation, cellular component: plasma membrane. Lineage: Eukaryota; Viridiplantae; Streptophyta; Magnoliopsida; Fabales; Fabaceae.